CCCGCGUCCCCGCCGCCGCGCGCAAGACCUGCUUCUCCAGGAAGCCUGUUCUUGCAGAGCAGAGCAGUGUCUGCUCCUUGGCACCCCACAUCCCAACAGUCUCCGAAGGGGGCGAGCCCUGAGCCUGUAUCCUGAUGCCACUGGCUGGCUGUGCAGGUGCAGGGAGAGGCAUGCUGGUCCUCGGGAGACUGCUGAGCGCCAUGGGCCCCGGUCGGCAGGCGUCCGGCCUGCCCAUCAGGUAUCUGGCCUCAUCCCCUCGGCAAAUCCCGGCCGACGCCGGCUUCCAUGCUGCCUCCUCAGAAUUGGAACGGCCACGCGUCUUAAUUACAGGGGGCCUCGGCCAGCUUGGAGUGGGACUGGCUAACUUUUUGAGGAAGCGGUUCGGGAAGGACAACGUGAUUCUGUCUGACAUCAGGAAGCCUCCCGACCACGUCUUCCAAAGUGGCCCCUUCGUUUACUCCGACAUCCUGGACUACAAGCAUCUGCGGGAGGUCGUGGUCAACCACCGUGUCACCUGGCUGGUCCACUACAGCGCCCUGCUCAGCGCCGUGGGCGAGGCCAACGUGUCCUUGGCGAGGGCCGUGAACAUCACGGGGCUGCACAACGUUCUGGAUGUUGCGGCCGAGCACGGCCUGCGGCUCUUUGUGCCCAGCACCAUCGGUGCCUUCGGCCCCACCUCUCCCCGGGACCCGGCCCCCGACCUCUGCGUCCAGAGGCCCAGGACCAUCUACGGGGUGUCUAAGGUCCAUGCGGAGCUCAUGGGGGAGUACUACCACCACCGCUAUGGCUUAGACUUCCGGUGCCUGCGCUAUCCCGGGAUCAUCUCGGCCGACUCCCAGCCCGGAGGCGGGACCACAGACUACGCUGUGCAGAUUUUCCACCACGCGGUCAGGAGUGGCCAGUUCGAGUGCAACCUGAGGGCGGGGACGAGGCUCCCGAUGAUGUACCUGGAGGACUGCCUCAGGGCCACGCUGCAGGUGAUGGAGGCGCCCGCUGCCGCCCUCUCCAUGCGGACCUACAAUGUCAAUGCCAUGAGCUUCACCCCUGAGGAGCUGGCCCGGGAGGUCCUCAAGCACAUCCCGGGGUUCCGGAUCACCUACAACGUGGACUCCGUCAGGCAGGCCAUCGCGGAUAGCUGGCCCAUGAACUUCGACGACAGCAACGCCCGGAAGGACUGGGGAUGGAAACACGAUUUUGACCUCCCCGAGCUGGUGACCACGAUGCUGAGUUACAGCGGGGCUGAUGCCAGACUCGCCCGAGCCAGCUGACGGGGCUGGGCAGAGCACCGGGUCCUGGGCAGAGGUGCAGGAUGCCAUCACCCCAGGGUGUGGGCCGGGGGCCUGGUGACUGGAGAGGGCGACCUGGUAGCUGAGGCUCGCGGCCCGUUGUGGACAGCCCAGUGGAGGACACCUCAGCCAUCUCCAUGACCUCUGGGUUUGGUGGGCUUCAAGAUCUUUGCCAUUUGUCCAAAUACACGGCACAGUGAUGGCCCACGACACAGGUCCCCACUUUCCUUAUUAAGGUGAAGCGGCCUUUUCUGGGAGGGCAGAGUGUGAUGUGUGUGAAAUGAAAUUAAAUUCAGAUGUUUCUCAUAAGACUCUGUUCUCUUGACUAGAGA
Talpa occidentalis (Iberian mole) is the source of this 1618-nucleotide messenger RNA. RefSeq names its product L-threonine 3-dehydrogenase, mitochondrial-like. The record is from RefSeq and is a predicted model, not a curated record. The transcript has 10 exons. Lineage: Eukaryota; Metazoa; Chordata; Mammalia; Eulipotyphla; Talpidae. The coding region runs from base 135 to 1268 and encodes 377 amino acids. Gene Ontology annotation, molecular function: L-threonine 3-dehydrogenase activity. Gene Ontology annotation, biological process: L-threonine catabolic process.